This is a messenger RNA of Micropterus dolomieu (smallmouth bass), 729 nucleotides long. Its product is annotated as zona pellucida-like domain-containing protein 1. The coding region runs from base 1 to 729 and encodes 242 amino acids. Lineage: Eukaryota; Metazoa; Chordata; Actinopteri; Centrarchiformes; Centrarchidae. Gene Ontology annotation, cellular component: cell surface. The transcript is spliced from 6 exons. The record is from RefSeq and is a predicted model, not a curated record.
AUGGAGGAUAUCGAAGAGAUGCUGUUUUUGAUUCUCGUUAACACAGACAUUAUGGUCCAGUGUGGCUCUAAGUCAGUGGCCCUCCAUGUCUUCCUGUGUGCCAUAUAUUAUAAUGGAUAUAACGAGUCACUGCUGGCCCUCAACUCCCAACAUCGCAAAAACCAUUGUAAAGGGAUUGCUGACUGGACGGUGGACCCGCUUGUUCUCAGAUUCAACUUCUCCAUCACAAAGGCAGCGAUCGUUGCCUGCUCCACCAAGCUGACACUCAUUCAGGGGGUGGGUGGCGGACUGUUUGCAGACUUCUCUAACAUCCAGAAAGUCAACAUCUCAGGUAGUAUCCACUCCGAGGACUCUAGUACAGGAGCCAUCACCUAUAACCCAAAGUUGAUGUACAUGUUCUCCUGUGACUACCCACUGCAGUACCUGGUCAACCAAACUCAGAUGAGCGUGUCUGGGGUCAACCUGGCAGUCCAAGACAAUAAUGGGAGUUUCAUCAGCACACUGAGCAUGCAGCUUUACUCGGACAAUAGCUACUCCUCUGUGCUGCAGAUCCCUCCAGGAGGCCUGCAGCUAAAGACCAGGAUCUUUGCAGAAGUGAAGGCGUCCAACCUCACAAGCAGAUUCAACGUGCUCCUGGACCGAUGUUACGCCACAGUUUUGCCUUUCCCCAUCAACACCACAUAUUAUGAUCUCUUUAUUGAGUUAUAUGCCUACAGAGAUGAAACGUGA